Bombyx mori (domestic silkworm) is the source of this 1940-nucleotide messenger RNA. It is a transcript of the gene Secp43, whose product is annotated as tRNA selenocysteine 1-associated protein 1. Gene Ontology annotation, molecular function: RNA binding. The transcript is spliced from 6 exons. Lineage: Eukaryota; Metazoa; Arthropoda; Insecta; Lepidoptera; Bombycidae. The record is from RefSeq and is a predicted model, not a curated record. The coding region runs from base 935 to 1855 and encodes 306 amino acids.
AAUUGCAAACGAGGCUAUCAAUUGUGGUGAUAUUUAUUAUUUCAAAAAUUAUAGUCAUGAUUUAGUUAGCCUUCCUAAAACAUAUUUGAAUAAUGCUUGGAGUGCACAGUGGUAUAAUGGCGUUAAAGCAAAAUAUUACCGAAGGGUACAACCAACCAUUCCUUCCAAACCAUGGUUCUACAAAUAUAAUUUUAAACGCCACGAGACUUCCAGUUUGAUACGGAUGAGAUUAGGCCACACGUGUAGUCCGGCACAUCUAGCGACGAUCGGAGUGCUGGAUAGCAGUAAGUGUGAGUGCGGUGCGGACAUUGGCGAUUUAAAUCACAUUAUUCUUUCAUGUCCCCUUUUUGAUCAUUCACUUCUUUAUAGUUCUUUAUCAUCACUUAGUAUUCCUUUUCCUAUAUCUGUACCUUAUUUAUUACAUACAGUAGACCCAGUUAUUUAUAAAAUUAUUAUCUUAUUCCUCAACAGUUUUAACCUAAAAUUAUAAUUAUAUAUAUUAUUUAUUCUUCCUAAUUAUAUUAAUCCUAAUCCAAUUUUCCUGCCUAAACCUUAUCUAACUUAUAUUUUCUGAUUUGAUUUUUGCUUCCUAACCUUUAUUUUGAAAGUGGCAAAUAACACUUGGUGUUGGGUCCAAAAAGAAAAAAAAAAAAAAAAAAAACACUUAAUAUGAGUUAAACAAUUAUUUAUCUUGCAUGCACGAGUUGCAUAUUUCUUGGUAAUUUCGUAUAAAUCAUGAACAGUCAUAAAAAUUUUAACAGACGGCAAAAAUAAUAAAUACACUUGAAAAAUUGAGUUUAUUAACACAUUUUGGUCUACCGAGACAGUUUGUUUGGUUUAGUGAAAAGUUUGAAAGUGUUGGAUUUGUUGCGUUGAAAAUUGGAAUCAGUGCUAAUAAAGUGGCAAUAUAUAAUUUGAAAAAUAUAAAAGUCUUAUGAAAUCACCAAAAAUGGCUAUGCAGUGUCAAUUGUGGAUGGGCAGUUUGGAGCCCAAUAUGACUGAGAGUUUCAUAAUGGCAGCAUUUAAUAGACUGGGACAGAGACCUCUAGCAGUAAAAGUCAUGAGGAACAAAUUCACUGGGGAACCUGCAGGAUAUGCUUUUGUGCAUUUUCAGACUGAUGAAGAAGCGAUUGACGCAAUGCACAAAUUGAAUGGAAAACCCAUACCAGGCACAUUUCCAGUGGUUAGAUUUAGACUAAACACAGCAUCCAGAGAAACUAGAGCCAAUAUGCAACAUGAAAGAGAAUUUUCUGUUUGGGUUGGAGAUCUAAGCCCUGACGUUGAUGAUUACUCUCUUUAUAGAGUGUUUGCUUCUAAAUAUACUUCCAUAAAAACUGCUAAAGUGAUAUUAGAUAAUUCUGGCUAUACAAAAGGAUAUGGCUUUGUCAGAUUUGGUAAUGAAGAUGAGCAACGUAAUGCACUAUAUGCUAUGAAUGGUUAUUGUGGACUCGGAACAAAACCUCUCAAAAUUUGCACAGCUGUACCUAAACCUAAAAGUAAUUUAACAACUGCUCAGUCUACUUCUACAACUUCAACCGCCACCUACACUAGCGGAACGGAUUACAACCAAUAUUAUGAUCCGUCAGCCUAUUGGCAAAAUUAUUCAGCCUGGUCUGGGUACUAUGGACAGGGUGAACAAGUCACGACAGCUGCAGUCCAACCGGCAGUUGCAUCUGAUACUACACCAGCUGUCGCUGUCAAAACACAAACCGAUGAUUUGGUUCUCGUUGAUCACAAGAAACCAAUCGACGUGGAUCAUAUGAAUAAUGAAUUUUUGGACGUAAACAUUUCGCUAUGGGACAGUUUAGAAGGAUCACAAUGGUUCCCUCACGACGUCAUAGAAGUUCACUCAUAAACUAUCAGUACGAAAACUAGUUGAUUUAAGUUCUGUAAAUAAAUACAUGUGGAAGCUUUUUUAAAAGUUAAUUUCAUAUAAAUAA